Molecule: messenger RNA, 1105 nt
Organism: Drosophila pseudoobscura
Lineage: Eukaryota; Metazoa; Arthropoda; Insecta; Diptera; Drosophilidae
Exons: 3
Coding region: 290-1009 (239 amino acids)
Source: RefSeq, a predicted model, not a curated record
AUGCAUCUGUGCAUCUUCGUCAUCCUCAUCAUGGCUGUGAUUCCCAUUAAUUGUAGGGUACUAUACCAAGGUAUCUCGAAGACUACAAGAACUAGGGGAUCCAAAUUCGUGAUGUGGUCUCGAAUGAUCUUGAUCAACGCAGAGGGUAUUUAAUAGUUCAUCUUCAUCUGAAAAACCCAUCUCAAAGUCGCUGGCUUGCAACGACUGACACUCUUUUCGUAGCACAGCACUUUGUGACUCGUGCCACACUUUCCAGCAGCAGUAGUUCCACAACGUUCCAAUCAAGAAGAUGCAACUAUUACCAUUCAGUUUCUUCCUUUUGUUUGCACUCAGCUUAAGAGAGUGUUUGGAGACAGCCGCAAGCCAGGAUUCGGAUGGCUUUACCACGCCCAGUCCUGCUUGGAUUGAAUACCAGCGCAUCCGCUUCAGUGAAGGUCCGAAUGACCCGAAUAUUUUAACCAGCUCCCAGAUUUUAGGGAGCUCUACCAAGGCACCUGUUCAUACUGUGGUCGUGGUCACUCCCAAUGUGGAGACUACAUCGCGGAGGCACUCGUCGCAUUCGACAGAGAGCCAUGAGGAGGAGGACUCUACGGAACCACCGGUAGACAACGGAGAUGGAGAAAAUGGUGGCGAAAUCGAGAUGCCCAGCAUGCACGGCUUCCUCAAGUUUCUGAAAACCAUGCAGAACAGCUGGAUCAAGAAGUCGGCCCUCAGCAUUGAAAAGAAGAUCAAACUCCUCCAGAAUCUCCGUGACAAUCUAAUGCGGAUGAUUGAGCAACAUUUCGCGGUUCUGUGGCAGCCACCGGAGCGGAAGAGACGUAGGCGUCGCGGCCUGAUGGACGAAGCCGCAAUAGAUUUCCCACCCGAAGCAGCCAUCAUGAGCAUUAAUUUCCUUACAUUCGCUGUUUUUCUCAUCAAGCUGGUGAUGCAAGUGGUGAAGAUUGUUAAGAGCAAGCAUUAUACCUUAUCUGGAUUCAGCUUUAAUCCUCAAGUGAUCAGAAAUCCCUAGAACUGUGGAAAGGGCUAACGCUACCACCUCUACAUGGUUUAAUGAAAAAUUGUUUUAAUUUAAAUAAACUAUAGACUAUACUUUCGUCGCAAUUCC